Molecule: messenger RNA, 2551 nt
Organism: Lycium barbarum (goji berry)
Lineage: Eukaryota; Viridiplantae; Streptophyta; Magnoliopsida; Solanales; Solanaceae
Product: calmodulin-binding protein 60 A-like
Exons: 7
Coding region: 589-2283 (564 amino acids)
Biological process (GO): regulation of salicylic acid biosynthetic process
Cellular component (GO): nucleus
Molecular function (GO): calmodulin binding; DNA-binding transcription factor activity; sequence-specific DNA binding
Source: RefSeq, a predicted model, not a curated record
GGCGGACUCACAUUGAGCAAAGUGGGUGCUCGAGAACCCAUUGACCGCAUCUCGAGCUUUAUAUAUUUAUAUAUAAAACUCAACAAAACGCCUAUAUAAAAUGCUUAAGCACCCAUUAAACAAACAUACCCCUUGGUGCGUUGGUUGAAAAGUGAAUGUCAAAGCAUCUGCUUGCGUGAGAUUCGGGGGUUCGAUCCUGGUUUAUAAUGCAUUUUCUUUUUGAAACUAUGCUGGUUCGUAACUUCUUUAUUGAGUUGGUGUUUCUAAUUAAGUCUUCACUGCUUUGUUUCUCAAUUUUUUUGGCAGAUUCUUCUUUUUAUGUUUACCACCUGGCUUUCCUUUUCUUUUCUUACUACUAACUUAAAAAGAAAAAAAAAGUUUUCCUUUUUAAUUAGUUUGUUUAAGCGUGGUGAAAAAGAGAGAGAGAGAGUUAUCACUUGUAGUAAUGUUCUCUAGUCUUCCCUUCAGUAUCUUAACUUGAACACAAUAGUUUUUCUUUUUCUGCCGCUUUGCCUUUUUUGACGACUAUUAUUUGUCAUUAAAGGCGAGCACCCAUGACCUUAAAAUUCUGGAUCCGCCACUGAGUGGAUGAAGUGGUUAUUGGGUGUGGCUCUAUCCCUUCCCACCCAGGUGGUGGCCGUGUUUCAGUUUGACUUGAAACUAAUUUUGACUGCUCGGAACAGGAAUUCCCAGAAGAAUAUCCAUCCUUCUGAACGAAAAUGUUUACUUUUAAAUUUCUCACACAAGAUUGCCCCAGUGGUAUUUACGGGAGAGUAUAUCUUUCCCAAAGGAACCAAAUUGGAAUUGGUUGAUGCUGUUACAGGACAACAAGUGAGACAUGGACCUCUUGCCUCUGCACAAGUUGAAAUAUUUCUACUUAAUGGUGAUGAAAAUGGGACAAUUCAGGACCUAAACAGUCGUAUUAUGAUGCGAAAAAGAGGUGGAAAAUCAGGGCGCCCCAAAAAUCCAUAUCUGAGGUUGCAAGAAGGCGCUGUUUCUGUUGCUGAAGUUAUAUUCAAACACACUCCAAAGCAUAUGAAGAAGUUGAAGGUGGUAAGGCUAGGAGCAAGGGUUGUCGAUCAACCUGAAGAAAUUAAAGUGAUAGAGGCCGUGAUAGGAACCUUCACUGUCAAGGAUAAACGUUUAAGAAGCAAGAAGCGGUACCCUCCAUCACCAACUGAUGAUGUAUGGAGACUAAAGCAGAUUUCCAGAGAUGGUGCUUUCCAUAGCCGGUUAACUGAAAAUGGUAUCAAAACUGUGGAGGAUUUCCUAAUUGAACUCCAUAACAAUCCUCAGAGGUUACGCCGUAUCCUUGGCAAAAACAUGUCCCAUAAUUCGUGGAAUACCGCUACAAGGCAUUCGAUGACAUGCAAUCUUGAUGGAAGAAAAUACUUGUAUUAUCAUAUGGUGACAGAACAAAAAGCUGUAGUGGUGUUUAAUGUUGCUGGCCAGCUGAUAUGGUUGGACUCAGGGUGCGGUUUACAUCAUUUCUAUACACUUUCUGAAUCUCAGAAGGCAUAUGCACGCAAGUUAGUGGAAUCUGCAUUUGCAAACUGGGAAAAUGUACUAAAAUUUGAUAGCGAGAUUUCUGUCAUGGAUCACUUAUCUUCGUCCAAAUUCUCCCCAUCAUCCUGUCCCGCGGUUGAUGAUUUCCAGCAUACGGAACUUCAACUUACUUCUAAGUCACAUUUGAUUCAGCGAACUGCUGAAAGUAACCAGUGCGUAGUCAAAGCUGAAUGUUCUACUUCUAAUGCAAUUGCUGACCGACAAUCAGAGUCAGAUGAGAUCUCUUUUGCUAUCACUUCUCCUGGCCAUUCAGGUCUAGGUACCUGGGGUUAUCUGGGAUCCCCCAACGAUAUCACAUCUGUGAUUUUAGAUUCAGGAGAUUGGGAGAAAAUUAUGCAAUUUCUUUGUUCUGAUGCAAUUGAACUUGAGGAUUCCCCACAUGGAGAGCCUGGCCAGGUCUAUCACUCUGCUGAUGAAACAUGUUCCACGCAGUUUAAUGGAUUGCAACAUGAUGAGAGUUUGGAUCUUUCCCAAAACCAAUUCACACACCUGGUGAUUUCUGAAGAUUUUCACACUGUCAUCCAUGAAGAUGGCACAAAUGCUAAUCAAUGGACUGAAAUGAAUGAUGCCUCGAUGGUUCCAAUGGCCUCUAUGUGCAAAGGCAAGUCCAAGAAGAGCUGGACCAAGAUAUCCAGCAUACUGAAAUGGUUCUUAUUGAAGAGGUCUGUUAAACUGAAAAACAUCUGUAUUACCAGGGAGCAGAAAUUUUCAAGAUAAGCCACAGGGAAAACAAGAACCACUGGCUCUGUCCCAUUUAGCUCCCAUGGAGAUCGAUCAGCAGUCAUCAAAAUUUUAUACCGUGUGAUGCUUUUAGUUCAUCGUUGAAAUUAGUGUGUGAUUUUUAUGAAUAACUUGAGUUCAUGCUUUAACAUGAACUACUUGACGAGUUUGAAUUGUUGGAACUUAUGAAAAAUGUAAUGACUUUAAAUAUUAUUAUUUUGUCUGAAAGACCGAAUGUCAAUUCGAAUAGGAAGAACAUGCCAUA